This is a messenger RNA of Babesia bovis T2Bo, 1317 nucleotides long. Its product is annotated as RNA 3'-terminal phosphate cyclase family protein. The record is from RefSeq and is a predicted model, not a curated record. Gene Ontology annotation, cellular component: nucleolus. Bases 75 to 1286 code for a protein of 403 amino acids. Lineage: Eukaryota; Apicomplexa; Aconoidasida; Piroplasmida; Babesiidae. Gene Ontology annotation, biological process: endonucleolytic cleavage of tricistronic rRNA transcript (SSU-rRNA, 5.8S rRNA, LSU-rRNA). The transcript is spliced from 2 exons. Gene Ontology annotation, molecular function: RNA endonuclease activity.
GCAACAUGAUGACUAUUUGGUGGUAAUUGUAGCUAACAAAUACGGUGUGUGAGAUAAAACAUCUAAUCUAGAGAAUGGGAGCCACUCGUAGCACAACCGUUGUGAAGAAGGAGCGUCUUCUGAAGGAGAUUGAGUUGGAUUCUUUGUCUCAUUUACGUAUUGUUGCUGUGCUCGGAUUCAUUUCGAAUACGUCUGUGAUUAUAAGAGAUAAACGCUCUUUAUUGACUCAUGAAUCGCAACUUCUUUACUUACUUGCCAAAGUCACUCAAGGUGGCAGAAUUGAAGUGGACAAGGAUAUGGUAAAAAUAUACCCUGGUCGUAUUGUAGGCGGCAAAUUCAGAUUUGAGUGUUCACCUAUAGCCCCCUUGUCCUACUACCUGGAGCCACUUGUUUAUCUGUCUGUGUUUUCAUCUGAGCCCUUUCACAUUACCCUGAUACGCCAAGGUGGUGAUGCGGUAGAAGAGGAUUUUGUGAACAAUUACAGUUUGCUUGAAACUUUUUGUUCGAGCGCUACCCUUGUUUUACGUAAGAUCGGUUGUACUUCUGUUGACUUCAAGUUUAAAGAGCCGUUCGAAGUAGUGUUUACAAACAGUCCGUUGGUACAGAUUGCGCCUAUGGACUUUUCAACGUUGAGUAAGGUUAAGAAGAUACGGGGUAGUGUGAUGGUACGCUGCCUCCAGCCUAGUUUGGGUACCAACGUUAUUAUCGGUUGUAAACAUGUUCUCAGCCAAGUUUGUGACAAUAUUUACAUUGAUUUAGUAUCACCAAAAUCUGCAACCCAGCCCUAUAUAUCCGUGUCGCUGAUUGCUGAAGGCACCAACGUGGUUUACACUGCAGAUCACACUAUCUCGCUAAAAAAUCAAGCAACGGAACCCGCUGUUCCUGCUAUAAGUGGCAAUACCAGUCUUUCUAAGAUACUGGAGAUCGCACAAAGAAAGUCAUCGCAACCUGAACCUUCUGCAACACCCAACGAUGUUACUCCAAGCAUUCAUGAGCAUUAUGAGGCCAUUGGAGCUAGUGUGGCACGAAGGUUACUCGGAGAAAUACAGCUUAAAGGGGUAUUUGAUACAACCCAUCAGCAUCUUCCAUUGAUAUUCAUGGCAAUGUCAGGAGAUUAUCAGAUAUCUGUGCUACGCAUGGGACGCAUGAAUGAUUAUUCCGUCCAGAUGCUCCGCAAAAUAAAGCAGUUUCUUGGUGUGACAUUCAUAUUCGAGGAAGAAGAGGACUCAAUACUGCUUAAGUGCGUCGGCAGCAGCUUCCACAAUAGUGGUAUAACUACCUUCUAAUAUGUUGAUUAUUAGCUGUACUGCAUAAGGU